Spinacia oleracea (spinach) is the source of this 1675-nucleotide messenger RNA. RefSeq names its product probable serine/threonine-protein kinase PBL7. Bases 206 to 1351 code for a protein of 381 amino acids. Gene Ontology annotation, biological process: protein phosphorylation. Gene Ontology annotation, molecular function: ATP binding; protein kinase activity. The transcript is spliced from 5 exons. The record is from RefSeq and is a predicted model, not a curated record. Lineage: Eukaryota; Viridiplantae; Streptophyta; Magnoliopsida; Caryophyllales; Amaranthaceae.
UAACAUUUUGACUACCACCUCCCCCAAAAGAGCAAUGCCCAAAAGUCGUGUUUUUGGUACAACACUUUUUUUUGUUCUUCUUGUUGACUUUUUCUACUUCAUUAUCCAUAUUAAUAAAUGCUUUUUCUACUCACUCCUAAUCACACCAAAUAAUAAUCUAGAGCUUAAUUAAUCAGGAAUUUUUGUAGAGAAAAAUAACACCAAAAUGGGGUGGUUUCCUUGCACUGGCGCCGGAAAAUCCGUCGAAAAUUUGAAGAAAAGAAGUGUCAAUAAAAGCCUAGAACAUCAGAUCUCUUCAGCAAGUUCAGCAGAUAAGUCUAAGCGGAAUAGUUCAGUGGAUGGGAAGAAAGACAGCUCAAAGGAUGGGAAAGAAGAUCAUAUUGCUGUAAAGACGUUUACGUUUCGUGAAUUAGCAGCUGUAACGAGAAAUUUCCGGGCUGAUUAUCUCGUUGGUGAAGGUGGUUUUGGGCAUGUUUAUAAAGGAAGGCUAGAAAGUACUUCACAGGUUGUUGCUAUCAAACAACUUGAUCAUAAUGGACUUCAAGGCAAUAGGGAAUUUCUCGUGGAAGUGUUAAUGCUCAGCCUACUUCACCAUCCAAACCUUGUUAACUUAAUUGGAUAUUGUGCUGAUGGAGAUCAAAGGCUUCUUGUGUACGAGUAUAUGCCACUAGGAUCAUUGGAAGACCAUCUUUAUGACAUUCCUCCUGACAGGAGACGACUUGAUUGGAAUACAAGAAUGAAAAUAGCUGCGGGUGCUGCCAAAGGGUUGGAAUACUUGCACGAUAAAGCAAAUCCGCCAGUUAUAUAUCGUGAUUUAAAAUGUUCAAACAUAUUACUUGAUGAAGAUUACAAACCCAAGCUGUCUGAUUUCGGCUUAGCCAAAUUGGGGCCAGUUGGGGACAAUACACAUGUUUCAACCAGAGUAAUGGGAACUUACGGAUACUGUGCUCCAGAAUAUGCAAUGACUGGUCAGCUAACCUUAAAAUCAGAUGUUUAUAGUUUUGGGGUUGUACUUUUGGAGAUCAUUACUGGGAGAAAAGCCAUUGACAAUUCCAAAAGUAAUGCAGAGCACAAUCUUGUACUAUGGGCACGACCAUUAUUUAAGGACAGAAGGAAAUUCUGUCAGAUAGCAGAUCCAACGCUUCAAGAAAGGUAUCCAGCAAGGGGAUUGUAUCAAGCGUUAGCAGUUGCUGCAAUGUGUGUGCAAGAACAACCUAAUAUGAGACCCCUUAUGGCUGAUGUUGUCACUGCUUUAACUUACCUUGCUUCCCAAAAAUAUGAUCCCGACAGUCUACCACGUCAGAGUUUUCACUCAGCUGCUUCCACUCCUAGAGCCAGAAGAGAAUACUGAAACCAAACCGCGUCUUUUUUUUGGGGGUAAUGUAAGUCCGAGGUGUAAAUCAAAACCCGCUCUAUCAGAAUAUAUGUUCAGUUGUAACUUGUAAGGCAUGACUGUGUGUUGUUUGGAAGUAGAUAAGGAGGAAAGAAGAGAAUAGAUAACAAAAUUCAUCAUCAGUCCUUUGUACUUGUGUGAAUUCUUAUAGUUACAUAGUAUUAUCGUAUAUAUAUACGAAGUAUGUAGAGAGAUGAUAAUAGAGUGAACCUGUUCAUAGAGUUCCCAUUUUGUACUAGUAUGAAUAAUUUAACAGAAUUUAUACAAUUUAUUGCCUUGGUG